CGCACGGCGCGGGACAAGCCGCAGUCCGUGAGGCUCCACGGCAACGUCGGCGACCUCGGCUAUUACUAUGUCGAUGCCCUCGUUGGCUCCCCGCAGCCGCAGCGGACCUCGCUGGUCGUGGACACGGGCAGUGUGCUGUGCGUCAUGAGCUGCAGCGAGUGUAGCCACUGCGGGCCGCAUCUGGACGACCCCUUCGAUGCGGGUAGGUCUCAGACUCUGUCCUGGGUGGCGUGCGGCCCGCACCAGACGUGCGGCCAAUGCGUGGACGGGCGCUGCGGGUACCACGAGGAUCCGGGGACGCGUACUCGGAGGGGAGCGCCGUGA
Prorocentrum cordatum is the source of this 324-nucleotide messenger RNA. The record is from the annotation of a GenBank genome assembly. Lineage: Eukaryota; Dinophyceae; Prorocentrales; Prorocentraceae.